CAGGCCCCUGGGCCAGGGGUAUUCCUGGUGCCCGGGCACCAUGGGCCCAUAGAACUCGCCGCCCAUGAACAGGGGGAGUUAUGGGCUGUGUUUGUCAUUCACAUGUAUCAUUUUAAUAUGUGUGUUGGGAGGGGUGGUAUCCCCCUAGGCUUCAGCCCGGGGCAGGGACUCACCUCUGGGCUCUCUCCCAUGUUGCCUUUGUGUUGCCAACUCUUGUGCUCCAAGCUGCUGGAACUGCUAUACAGUACAGUACUUCAGUUUUCAUUCUUUUAAAGAAAGUUUCUAGCCGUCCCGGUGAGGAAGCAGGUGCACUGUGAAGGCACAGAAAUCUUUUAUCAUGUAAAAUACGUCAUGAAUUUUAAGCCAAUCUAAUGAUUUUUCAGGGCCAGACUCUGAUUUUUGAAGACUGGGGACUGACAAUACUACUCUUCCCUGGCAAAAUCUUCCUGAUAAAAUCCUAACAGCCACUAACUUAACCUCAAAUUCUUCCUUAAGAGUCACCUUUGCUGUUAUACCUACAAACCCCAGCCUGUUAAACAUAGCUGGACUAGAGACAAGCUGUGAUUCUUCCUCCCCAAUUUGCAGUGAAUCCUCCAAGAAAUGGCCACACAACUCAGACCAGCCAGUAAGAAAUGCACCGUGAUAGGUGGCUCAGGAUUCUUAGGCCAACACAUGGUGGAGAGGCUGCUGGAGAAAGGCUACACAGUCAAUGUGUUUGAUAUCCAAAAGGGGUUUGAGAAUGAUAAAGUGCAGUUUUUCCUGGGAGAUCUCUGCAGUAAAAAGGACCUGUUCCCAGCUCUACAAGGUGUGACAGUGGCUUUUCACUGUGCUUCACCAGCACCUUCCAGUGACAACAGGGAUCUGUUUUACAAGGUGAAUUUUAUGGGGACCAAAACUGUCAUUGAAGCCUGCAAAGAAGCUGGGGUUCAGAAACUGGUGUUAACCAGUAGUGCCAGUGUAGUCUUUGAGGGCACAGACAUCAAGAAUGGAACAGAAGACCUCCCUUAUGCAAAGAAGCCCAUCGACUACUAUACAGAGACCAAGAUCCUGCAGGAGAAGGAAGUGUUAAAUGCUAAUGACCCAGAGGAUAAUUUCUUCACAACUGCCAUUCGCCCUCAUGGGAUAUUUGGUCCCAGGGACCUCCAGCUGGUUCCCAUCCUCAUUCAGGCAGCUAAGAGUGGCAAAAUGAAGUUCAUGAUUGGGGACGGGAAGAACCUAGUAGACUUUACUUUUGUGGAAAAUGUGGUCCAUGGGCACAUACUAGCUGCAGAGCAUCUUCAUAAAGACUCUCCCCUGUGUGGGAAGGCAUUUCACAUCACAAACGAUGAGCCAGUCCCUUUCUGGUCAUUCAUGUCCCGUAUCUUGACUGGCUUGAACUACGAUGCACCCAAAUACCAAAUACCCUAUUCAGUGGCAUAUUACUUAGCCCUCUUACUGUCUCUGGUGUUGCUGCUGCUGAGUCCACUCAUCACGAUCAAACCUACCUUCACCCCCAUGCGGGUAGCAUUAGCUGGGACAUUCCAUUACUACAGUUGCAAGAGGGCCAAAAGGGACAUGGGCUACAAGCCGGUGGUGAGCCUGGAUGAAGCAGUGGAGAGGACUAUCCAGAGCUAUUCCCACCUACGCCGGGCCAACUACAUAAACGAGCUCGGGGUCAUGUCCCCUUCCUCCCUCACCUGUGAACUGCUGAUUAAGGGAACUUGUGUCUACAAUUACUGCAAAGAAAUGUAUCUUCAAGGUAAAAAUGUCUGUAUAAUAUGCUUAAUGCUGAAAACAGUAAACAGCUGGGUAUAAUUAUAUUCUGUAUAUAGCUAUUAAUAUUCAUUAUAUGGGCAUUCAUGUUAUCAAAUAAGGGUUUUGGGGAUGUUGUAGUAAAUGGGUAGUUACAUAUUAACUUAGGUAAAAAAGCGUGAUGUGAUUAACUUACCACUUACUUGACAAUUGGGUCAAGGGGAACAAGUACCGCAAUAAAGAAGCCUGUUUACUCAA
Messenger RNA from Trachemys scripta elegans, 1989 nucleotides. It is a transcript of the gene NSDHL, whose product is annotated as NAD(P) dependent steroid dehydrogenase-like. NCBI's taxonomy places the organism in Eukaryota, Metazoa, Chordata, Testudines, Emydidae. The transcript has 9 exons. Gene Ontology annotation, molecular function: 3-beta-hydroxy-Delta5-steroid dehydrogenase (NAD+) activity. Gene Ontology annotation, biological process: steroid biosynthetic process. The coding region runs from base 601 to 1794 and encodes 397 amino acids. The record is from RefSeq and is a predicted model, not a curated record.